Daldinia caldariorum is the source of this 822-nucleotide messenger RNA. Its product is annotated as putative short-chain dehydrogenase/oxidoreductase. The transcript has 3 exons. The record is from RefSeq and is a predicted model, not a curated record. Gene Ontology annotation, molecular function: oxidoreductase activity. Lineage: Eukaryota; Fungi; Ascomycota; Sordariomycetes; Xylariales; Hypoxylaceae. Bases 1 to 822 code for a protein of 273 amino acids.
AUGGCCCCGCUCUACAAGAAAACCCUCGUCGUUGGCGCGACGUCCGGCAUUGGCGAGGCCCUUGCUGCAAAAUUGCACGCCGAGGGAACUUCCGUCAUCGUAACCGGCCGACGCCAGGAUCGCCUAGACGCAUUCGUCGAGAAGCAUCCUGGGUCAGGCGGCGUGGCGGUUGACAUCGCUAAGUUGCACGAAAUCCCGUCUUUCGUCUCCUCUGUUACGCAGCAGCAUCCGGAUAUAGACAGCGUAGUUCUCAACGCUGGCAUCCAACGUCCUUUCAACUUCUCCAAGCCCGAAACGGUAGACCUGUCUAUAUUCACCGAGGAAUUCAAUACCAACUAUGUGUCUUUUGUGCACCUAGUAAAGGCAUUUCUGCCACAUUUGCAGCGUGUCUCCAGGGAUACCGAGGCGCAUUUGGUAUUCGUAAACGCUUCACUGGCGCUUGUACCGACAUUGACUCGUACGCCUGGUUAUAACGCUAGCAAGGCAGCACUUCACUCCUUCGUUGUGAAUGUGCGACAACAGAUUAAGGACGCGGGAUAUAAUAUUCGCUUCGUCGAAGUGUUCCCUCCUGCAGUGCAAACAGAGCUUCAUGACACAAAACACCAACCAGACAUGAUAAACGGCCACGAGAUAGGUAUGCCACUGGGCCCUUACAUCGAGCGAAUGUACGAGGGCCUGCGGAAAGGCGACGAGCAGUUUGCCAUUGGACACGCAGAAGAGUGGCUCAAAGAGGGCGGUUUUGAGGCUACUCGAACAAUACUAUUUGAGCAAGGUAAUGCCACCAUCAAGGAGGCUCUAGCAAAAUAUGUCAAGAGCACAUGA